CUCUCACGCACAGCAGAGCAGAGCAGCGCCUGGGCCCCGCCGCCGCGUAGAUAAACAACAGCGAGCGAGCGCCUCGGAGCGCGGAAGCGCCAGAGAAAGAAGCCCCGGAGAUCCACAGGCGAGACAGGGACUGGAGACAAAGCGACAACAGAAUGGAGACCGUCGAGCAGAGCAUGGAGCAGGCGGCGCUCAGGGAGAAGAAGUGCGUGCGCUGGGGCACCGUGAGCGUGCUGGAGUUCCGCGUGGGCUACAACGCCAGCACGGUGCCGGAGAGCGGGGGCCCGCCCGUGGGCCUGGUGGGGCGCCCCACCCGCCACUCGUACUCGAUGCUGCCGGCCGAGGAAGACGACGCCGAGGCCAGCGACAGCGAGUGCGAGAGCGUGGACUCGGACGCGGAGAUGCUGCUGGCGGAGACGGCGCCGCUGCUGACCACGGGCCGCAGGUGCCUUACUACCUACUGUAAACUCCCGGCGAAUGGGUGGAUUUUGGUGCUGGAUACAGGUGCGGUGGGGGUAAACCAGCUACGUGUAGGGAUCAAGGGGGCUGUCACUGGCGCACGAAGUUUGCAGGGUGCUGGUGCAAGCUUCAAGUUUCAGGGCAUCAUGAAAAGAUUCGAGCGAAUCUUUGGGGUGCACUGGAGGGCUGUAAAGUGGCCAGUAAUCAUGGUGAGCGCCGUGGCCAACAUCGAAAGUAAAUGA
Phytophthora sojae is the source of this 698-nucleotide messenger RNA. RefSeq lists its product as hypothetical. The coding region runs from base 153 to 698 and encodes 181 amino acids. NCBI's taxonomy places the organism in Eukaryota, Oomycota, Peronosporomycetes, Peronosporales, Peronosporaceae. The transcript is spliced from 2 exons. The record is from RefSeq and is a predicted model, not a curated record.